Molecule: messenger RNA, 1182 nt
Organism: Ornithodoros turicata
Lineage: Eukaryota; Metazoa; Arthropoda; Arachnida; Ixodida; Argasidae
Product: nuclear receptor subfamily 4 group A member 1-like
Exons: 7
Coding region: 151-1068 (305 amino acids)
Biological process (GO): anatomical structure development; regulation of transcription by RNA polymerase II; cell differentiation
Molecular function (GO): zinc ion binding; nuclear receptor activity; RNA polymerase II cis-regulatory region sequence-specific DNA binding
Source: RefSeq, a predicted model, not a curated record
AACCAAGUCACCGCUUUUGAGGGAAGGUGAGCCAUUGAACCCUGUGACCGAGAGGGCUCCACCAACCAGCGCGUCAGCAUUUGAUACAGCCUCGUGCCAGGGACAGUAACACCGGUACACUGCUGCCGUUGCUGACCGCAUGCUGACACAAUGUCUGUCUCUCAGAAAUUUUGCGAGGAGCUCGAGAGAUCCCUUAAAACUCCGAAAUUAGAGCCUGCGGCAGAAGCAAUCGAGGACAGCAGUACGGCUAUGGGUACUGCAGACCAGUACACUGCACAGCGUGGCUUAACUGCAGUAGACACGCCGGAUUACUACGUUCCUCAAGCGUCUAUGGACCCGCAGUGGGAUUAUAACUACGGCGAGUACGUGAGCCAGAUCUACGACGGGUACGCUUAUCAGCAAGUGGCAGCCACUGGCUGGAGCCAACAAAGCUGCCGCUACCACCCGUACGGUGGUCGACAUUACGCCUAUCAAACUUCGCAAGCUCCUUCUGUGUGGUAUCAACACUAUCCCGCAGUUCAUGCUGCAAUCGGCGACAACUGCAGAGGCUAUGUCUACGACCACGGCGGUUCACCCAACGGGUCUACCGGCUCGCCGAGUCAAAGGUUUUCACCGGAGGCUUCUGAGGACUCUGGCGUGGUUACUCCGACAGAUUUCAGCUACACCGGCUACUCACCUGUACAAUAUAAGACUGUUCAGAGGCGGACCCCACGGCCCAAGUCAGAGGCCAGAGAAUGCACCGUGUGCCUGAGGCCAGCGACAGGGUUCCAUUACAACGCUGCCACAUGCGAUGCUUGCAAGGGCUUUUUCCGUCGUGUUGUUGCUUUAAACAAAGUUUACAAGUGCAUUGGGGACGGCAACUGCGUAGCUGUGACGGAACGGAGCGGGUGCAAGGCUUGCAGGAUGGCCCGGUGUAAAGCGGCCGGAAUGGAUCCUACUCUGGUACAAGCUCCGUUCAGACAAAAGACAACAGCCAUUACCGCGAGGGAGCUUGAUUAUCCUACGCUGCUUGCUCUGCUGCAGUCCCCCGCACUUUCCCCUCUUCCUGCGGACGCCACCUUGGCCUGACCUUCUUCGUGAUGUUCAUCCCGCCGUUGUAAAUUUUGUACAUUAUGCAGAUCGUGUCUAUAUGCUAAGGGUACUGUAAGCUGACUGUGCAAUAAACGUUUUAUCACAAUGGUA